AUGCCCUGGCGAGCGCUCGUGCUGGCGCUGCUGCUGCUGCGCCUGGGCCUGCACGCGGCGCUCUGGCUGGCGCUCGCGGCGCGGCCGCCCCCGCCGCGGGGGGCGCCCUGGGGGGGCCGCGGGCGCGACGAGUACGAGCGGCGCUACGCGGGCGCCUUCCCGCCGGGGCUGCGCGCCCGCAUGCGCGACCGCGCGCGGGGCAUGUUCGUCUUCGGCUACGACAACUACAUGGCGCACGCCUUCCCGCAGGACGAGCUCAACCCCAUCCACUGCCGCGGCCGCGGCCCGGACCGCGGGGACCCUUCAAACCUGAAUAUCAAUGAUGUCCUCGGGAACUACUCCCUGACGCUGGUGGACGCGCUGGACACCCUGGCGAUCAUGGGAAACUCCUCCGAGUUCCAGAAAGCCGUCAGGCUGGUGAUCGACACCGUCUCCUUCGACCGGGACUCCACCGUGCAGGUGUUCGAGGCCACGAUCAGGGUCCUGGGCAGCCUGCUCUCGGCACACAGGAUCAUCACGGACGCCAAGCAGCCCUUCGGGGACAUGGCCGUCAAGGGCUACGACAACGAGCUGCUGCACAUGGCCCACGACCUGGCCGUGCGGCUGCUCCCGGCCUUCGAGAACACCAAGACCGGGAUCCCCUACCCGCGGGUGAACCUCAAGACGGGCGUGCCCCCCGACAGCAACAACGAGACGUGCACGGCGGGCGCGGGCUCGCUCCUGGUGGAGUUCGGGAUCCUGAGCCGCCUGCUGGGCGACUCCACGUUCGAGUGGGUGGCGCGGCGGGCCGUGAAGGCGCUCUGGAGCCUGCGCAGCAACGACACGGGCUUGCUGGGCAACGUGGUCAACAUCCAGACGGGCCACUGGGUGGGCAAGCAGAGCGGGCUGGGCGCCGGCCUGGACUCCUUCUACGAGUACCUGCUGAAGGCCUACAUCCUCUUCGGCGAGGACGAUGACCUGCGCAUGUUCAACGCCGCCUACCGCAGCAUCCAGAGCUACCUGCGCAGAGGCCGGGAGGCCUGCAACGAGGGCGAAGGGGACCCGCCGCUGUACGUGAACGUGAACAUGUUCAGUGGGCAGCUGAUGAACACGUGGAUCGACUCCCUGCAGGCCUUCUUCCCGGGACUGCAGGUCCUGAUCGGGGACGUGGAGGACGCCAUCUGCCUGCACGCCUUCUACUACGCCAUCUGGAAGCGCUACGGGGCCCUGCCCGAGCGCUACAACUGGCAGCUGCAGGCCCCCGACGUGCUCUUCUACCCGCUGCGGCCCGAGCUGGUGGAGUCCACCUACCUGCUCUACCAGGCCACCAAGAACCCCUUCUACCUCCACGUGGGCGUGGACAUCCUGCAGAGCCUGGAGAAGCACACGAGAGUCAAGUGCGGGUACGCCACGCUGCACCACGUCAUCGACAAGUCCAAGGAGGACCGCAUGGAGAGCUUCUUCCUCAGCGAGACCUGCAAGUACCUCUACCUGCUGUUUGACGAGGAGAACCCGGUGCACAAGUCCGGGACCAGGUACAUGUUCACCACGGAGGGCCACGUUGUGUCCGUGGACAAGCACCUGCGCGAGUCGCCCUGGAAGGACCUGUUCGCCGAGGGCGGCCGGCCCGGCGCGGGGGCCAAGGGGUCCGAGCUGCGCAUCCUCAACUCCAGCUCCAACUGCAACCGCGUCCCCGACGAGCGGCGCUACUCGCUGCCCCUGAAGAGCGUCUACAUGCGGCAGAUCGACCAGAUGGUCGGCCUGCUCUGACCUCUGACCCGCCCGCGCCGCGCGUCUCCUCUGCUCAAUAAAGUGUGCUCUUGUUCUCCGGCAUCCCGAGGUGAGAGGGGGCGGGCCCCGGGCCCAGGGGGCCCAGGACACCCGGGGGCCGCCCAGGACGGACUCAGGGGCUGGCGGUCCUGCCCUGGCCUGUGCCCGCGCCCUCGCCCGCGCUGCUGCCGGUGGCUGGAGAGUCUCACGCCCGAGCGUGGCGGGUGGGCCCCGGGGACGAGGCUCGCGCCGGCCUUGGACUUCCCCGCGCAACCAGGUGCCUUCCGGGAGAGACGCCCCCGCCGGGUGGGGGGCUGCGGGGCCUGGCUCUGGGGGGCCCUGGCCUGUCGCCCCCGCCCGGCUGACGCUUUCCUCCACCCUCCGGGCGCGGGGGCUGCUGGCGCCCUCUCAGCCUCGCAGCCGGGCCCGUCCGGGACGGUCAAAGCUCUUGUUUCUCCCAAGCUGUACGGGUUCAGCUCCUGGAGGCGUCCGCGGAGGGUCUCGGCCGUGGGGCGUGGCCUCUGUCUUUCAAACGUUUAUUUAUUAUAUGAAAAAGAAAGAAAAAAAAAUGCCACUUUAUAUGUUGCCUUUUUAAUUCUUUUUUUCCCCUAAUUUCUUCCUGACCUUGUUCCAGAAGCACUUUCUUUGCCGCGUGGCCUCCUCGCUAGGGUCGAGAUGCUUGAGGGUCGUGUCGGGGCCAGAGCGUAGCACAGCAGGGAGGGCGCUGCCCAGCGCUCAGCCAACCAGGGUCCGGCCCCGACACCCCGUAGGGUCCCCCCCCCCCCCCCCGCACUGCCAGGAGUGGCCCCUGAGCACCGCUGGGUGUGACCCAGAAACAAACGAACAACAACAAAAUACCGAGAAAUCUACGUACCUGCAGUCUUUGCACUGAGUCGGCCUCAAAUGCUCCACCCUGACGCGCGUGUACACCUGUGCACACGCGUGUCCAUGCAGCACAUUCGUGUCCACGCACGCGUGCAUCCCUUUCCUCCGAGCGUUUGGGAGGGCCAUGAGGAAGGGGGGCCUCUCGCACCCCCCGGCGGCCCGUGUCUCGCCCCGUCCCUGACCCUCGCUGCCCAGUGCCGGGCCCUGGGUGCGAGGGCGAGUGCCACCGUCCAGCCCCCGGCCUGGCGCUGCUGGUCACUGGUCCUCUGGGCCCGCCUCACCCUGUCGCCUUUGGAGCUGGGGUCUGGCUGUGUCUCCCGGGAGGGGGCAUGGCAGACCCCCACCCCCGUGCCUCAUGCCCGCCGUGCACACGCGUCCCCGCGCUCUCGCCAAGGCCUGUCGACGCUGCCUUAUGCGGGCCGGGGGGCUGGUGAGCCCCCCAGGGACGGAGCUCAGCGGGCUGGGCCUGUGAGUGUGGCCGGGGGUCCGGGCCCCUCUUCCCUCCCGUCCCGUCGCUUCUGGUUCGAUUGAGUGUGUGCAGGGGUGUGUGGGUGCAGCUGGGCCCCUCCCCGCCCCCCCCACCUUGCACAUGCCCCUCCCCCUCCCCCGCUGGCCUUGGUCCGGCUGCCGUGUGUCCACUGCAGCCAGGGGCCCGGUGGGUGCGGCCCUGGAGUGGGGGUCCCGGUCGGGGUUCAGGGAGCGUGUUUAGUUCCUGGGCCCCUUCCUCACCCCCCCCGGCCUCUCACUGAGGGGCAGAGAAAUAGUAUUUUUAAAGGUAUUUUGUUCUAGUUUUAAAUAGCAAAACACAAGCUGCAUUUUUAAUUUAUUGUGCACUAAAAAAAGGUAAAUUUUUUGAUUUUUGCAAAAAAAAAAAAAUAAAGUAGGGUUGGAAGCUGAGGGGAAAUCUGUGGAGACAAAGGCUUGUUCGUGAAGUGCAAUAUGCCUCAUUGAUGAUGUUCCGUGUUUAUCCUGUAAAUAAGUGUAUUUAAAUUAAGAGGAAGCUUUUUUUGUAAAAGGACCCAAUGUUCUUUUAUAAAUGUAUUAAGAAAUAUCUUGCUCUUUGAAAUUUAUUCGGAUUUUUAUGAAUAAUUUUUAUUAAAAAGAUUCUUAUUUCUGA
Messenger RNA from Sorex araneus (European shrew), 3751 nucleotides. It is a transcript of the gene EDEM1, whose product is annotated as ER degradation enhancing alpha-mannosidase like protein 1. Gene Ontology annotation, biological process: carbohydrate metabolic process; endoplasmic reticulum mannose trimming; mannose trimming involved in glycoprotein ERAD pathway. The transcript has 13 exons. Lineage: Eukaryota; Metazoa; Chordata; Mammalia; Eulipotyphla; Soricidae. Gene Ontology annotation, cellular component: endoplasmic reticulum; membrane. The coding region runs from base 1 to 1749 and encodes 582 amino acids. Gene Ontology annotation, molecular function: mannosyl-oligosaccharide 1,2-alpha-mannosidase activity; calcium ion binding. The record is from RefSeq and is a predicted model, not a curated record.